Manduca sexta (tobacco hornworm) is the source of this 1095-nucleotide messenger RNA. RefSeq names its product dopamine D2-like receptor. Gene Ontology annotation, molecular function: G protein-coupled receptor activity; dopamine neurotransmitter receptor activity, coupled via Gi/Go. NCBI's taxonomy places the organism in Eukaryota, Metazoa, Arthropoda, Insecta, Lepidoptera, Sphingidae. The record is from RefSeq and is a predicted model, not a curated record. Gene Ontology annotation, biological process: adenylate cyclase-activating adrenergic receptor signaling pathway. Gene Ontology annotation, cellular component: membrane.
AUGUUUCACAAAGGGUUCAAUGGCGUAUGGGGUCUGCCUGCGGUGGUGUGUGACUGCUACAUCGCGAUGGACGUCACCUGCUCCACUUCCAGCAUAUUCAACCUGGUCGCCAUCUCUGUCGACAGGUAUAUAGCCGUAACUCAGCCAAUCAAAUACGCGAAGCACAAAAGCAAUGCUCGUGUAUGGACAAUGAUCGGUGUUGCCUGGCUGGUGUCUGGUGCUAUUGGCUCUCCCAUCGUGCUCGGGCUCAACAACACCCCAGAUCGAAGCCCCAACCAGUGCCUCUUCAACAACACUGACUACGUCAUCUAUUCCUCGCUGGGAUCUUUCUAUAUACCCUGCAUCAUUAUGAUGUUCCUGUAUUAUAAUAUAUUUAAGGCGAUACGUCAAAGAGCGAAAAAACAGCGGGUAGCGAAGAAAACUUCAUCAGCAUUAGGAUCAGCAGUAUCAAGCGGAGCUGCAGCGGUGGUGAUAGAGAAUAUGGCUCAAACCCAGCGCCUCACAGAAGCACUGCAAGAAGACAAACCAACCAAUACUGCUUCGGGCAGUAAUGAUGAAGUCGAUGACGAUGAUGAUAACUUCGGAAGGACAGAGAUGGGAGCAUAUGCGGAAGAGCUGGCGAAUACCAGAUCAGCGCGGUUCAUGCUGGCAGCGGUGGUAGAAGAGACUGGACUGAUCAUGGCUAAUUUAGCCUCACCCAUACCCAUGAUGGACCCAAACACCAACAAUGACUCUGGGUACGCGCCCUCCAACAUUGACGGGGAGACUAAGGAACACACACCUCCAGCCUCGCCCACGCCGAAAGAAGAAAAGAAGAGCCAAGAAGAGAAGACUGAGCCGCCCAAGAAACCAGAACUGAAGAAGAAACUUAGCCGUCUGGGCAGCAGUUCAAUAAUCACCACGCCCAGGAGACGGUUUAGGGGAUGUAGCGAGUCCGCUGCGAGGUUCACCAUCUUCAGGGCCAACCGCGCAGAGCUCAGAGCCAAGUCCUUCGCCAAGAAAGAGAAGAAGGCCACUCAGACCCUCGCUAUUGUAUUAGGUAAUGAAUUUGAAGUCUACUUUCUAUUAAAUGAUAAGAAUAGCAAAUAUAAUUAG